This is a messenger RNA of Chlorocebus sabaeus (green monkey), 1587 nucleotides long. Lineage: Eukaryota; Metazoa; Chordata; Mammalia; Primates; Cercopithecidae. The record is from RefSeq and is a predicted model, not a curated record.
CCCACCUUGGCCUUCCAAAAUGCUGAGAUUACAGGCCUGAGCGCCUAUGCCCAGCAGGUACUGUGCCUUUUGGAUUUUCCAAUGAAUGAAAUGAGUAUUUCUUGAGUGUUGACCCUGUGACCCCCUGGCACCGUGUCAUGUGCUGGUUAUGCACACACGAUAUUCUGUUUCAUCCCCGGACGGCUCCAUUAGGUGAAUGCCAAUAUUAUCACAUCUUACGUAAGAGGACACUGAGGCUCAGAGAGGCAAAGUCACUGUCACUGGUGCACCCAGCUAGUGGGGGCUAGGGUGGGUGUGGAGGGGCCAGAAGCUUCCCAAUAAGUGCCUGAAGGGCAAGGCUGGGGCAUUUGUAGGUCGAGGCUGUGCCACUGUGUCUAGGUCAGACCUAGGAAUGCCGCAGGUGUUGCAUAAAUGCUCAUCAGUCCAGGCUGGACUGCUUAUGCCCAACUAAGUGCCUAGCCUGGUCUGGGUGACCUCACAGCCUGCAUUCUUUGCCCUACACCUGUUGUGGGAAAGCGUGCUCCCAGUAUGCUGUAAAUCCUUGCAUUCUUAGCUAACCAUGUGACCCCAGUUCUGGGCCAGCAAAGAUGGUCCUGAAGACCUAGGACUCUGGCCUUUUCCUGUCUCAUGGCUACUGACCCCAUCCCCUGGGUUUGGAGGGCUCUAGGACCCAGCAACCUGUGGAGGGUGGAGAGUGUGUGAGGUCCUGACCUCCAGGUACCUCCCCUCCUUUUCAACCCCCAUUCCCUCUUCUCUCCCCUCCCUUCCUUUCUCUCCCUUCUUCUCCCCUCUCUUUAUCCUUCCUCUUCCUUUGGCUCCCGCCUCUGCUUCCCUCCUCUCCUGUCCUUUCCCAUCCCCUCCCCCCUCAGCCCCCAUCCCGCUCCUCCCACCCGGGUGGUCACAUGGGGGCGCCGCCGGAUUUAAGCUUAAUCUGCCUGGUGCUCAGCACAGCAGCCUGGCUGUGGCGCGUGCUGACUGAGCUAGUCUUGGGGUCCUGGGGAAGGGGGCGGGAGGAGUGCCCACAGCCUCCCCCCCAUGAGCUUGGGGCUGGCGGGGGCACAGGAGGUGGAGCUGACGCUAGAGACGGUUAUCCAGACACUGGAGAGCAGCGUCCUGUGCCAGGAGAAGGGUUUGGGCACGCGGGACCUGGCCCAGGACGCUCAGACCACCAGCCUGCUUGCCCGCAUCAGGGAAAUUGUCACCCACAACCUCUCCCGGCCUGAGAGCCCAGUCCCGCUGCCAGCCACGGAGAUGGCAUCGCUGCUGUUGCUGCAGGAGGAGAACCAGCUGCUGCAGCAGGAGCUAUCCCGCGUGGAGGACCUGCUGGCACAGAGCCGUGCCGAGCGCAAUGAACUCGCCAUUAAGUACAACGCGGUCAGCGAGAGGGGACCUGCUGCAGCUGGGAGGGGAGCUGGCCCAGACAUCAUGAGCUGUCCAGGAGGCAGGCCUGGGACUGAUCAACGGACCUGCGCUGGCAGAGGCCGAGACCGAGGCAGCCUGGAAGCAGGCCCAGCUGGAAGGCAGCCCUGGGACAAGAUGCUCCACGAGAAGGACCUGGCCCAGCAGCAGAUGCCGCGACCUGGAUAA